UUUAAAGUGGACCAGCUCCAUGGAAUACUAAUUAGCCAGGCUUAGGGUAUUAGUCACAGUCCUGCAGAUAUGGACUUCCUUGUUCUAAGAAAUCUGUUUGAUGUCUGCAGCUGAGUCUUUUAUACCAAUACUUCAAAUUAACGUCAGUCAGAGGAAAUAGGCUGCAUAAAUGUUAGAGCCUGAAUAUAAUAGAUACCAUCAGGUCAGUUAUUUUCCGUAAAUUAUGAUUCAAAUGAGCGAAGAUGACAAUGAUGAUGAGAACGUGUGGAAUGCAUCGGCUGUUAUUCUGGACAUUGACUCAGGAUCAUGGGCAGACCGCUCACCCCUGCAUGAUGCUGCAAGUCAGGGACGCCUCCUGGCUCUGAGGACCCUCAUUUCACAGGGUCACAAUGUGAAUGUCCUGACCAUAGACCAUGUCACACCCCUUCAUGAGGCAUGUGUGGGAGACCAUGUUGCUUGUGCCAGAGCGCUCAUUGAUGCAGGGGCAAAUGUCAAUGCUUCUACAAUUGAUGGAGUCACCCCUCUGUUCAAUGCCUGCACUGUGGGCAGUACGUCUUGUACUGAAAUUCUUUUGGAAAAUGGAGCAAAACCCCAGAGCCUUGUAUACCAUCCAUCACCUAUCCAUGAAGCUACCAGCAAAGGUCAUUACGGCUGUGUGGAGGCUCUGGUGACUUGGGGGGCAGAUGUGGACAUGGACAUUCCUCACCUGGGCACAGCGCUGUAUAUGGCCUGUGUCUGCCAAGAGCUGGAGUGUGCCAGGACACUCCUGAGGGAAGGUGCAAAUGUACAGAAAGGCAAAUCCCUGGAUUCACCUCUACAUGCAGCUGCAGAAAAAGACUGCACAGCUGUUGUGAAGCUGCUGCUGGACUUUGGUGCAGAUAUUAAUGCCAGGAACACAGAGUUUCAGAGGCCAGUAGAUGUGGCUCCACCAAGCAGUAUAACAGAAGGCUUCUUAUUGCUCUAUGAAGCCACACCACGACUGCUGAGCCAACUUUGUCGUCAGUGCAUCAGAAGCUGCGUCGGCCGUGACAGACUUCACCUCCUCUCCCACCUUCCCCUGCCCACAAGGCUCAGGAGCUACUUGCAGUACCAGUGACAAACUGUCUUCCUAAAUGGGACUAACAGAGAGAAGACGUUGACACACAGAGCAAAUCAGCUCCAAAACCUUACCUUCCUUUAAUUCUAGCCACCAGUCAGUGCAGUGAAGCAAUCAAUUGAAAUUAGUCACAGAGAAGACACACUGGAUAGUUAGCAGAGACUGGUGGACCCAGAUGAAUUUGAAACAGGGGUUUGCAGGGUUGGCCUUCCCUUGAAUAAAUGAUGGUGAAAAAAGUCUGGUAAAUGAACUAGUACUGUUUGCUGUUUUUAGAAAAUGCCUUAGGUGCCUGGAAUACCACAGAGUGAUGCACUUUAAAACUUGAAACAAGGUAAUGUAAAUGCACAGUAUGUGAGUAUUAAUCAUUUUGCAUUUGAUAUACAUUGAUACACUGCACAAUACAUAUUGAUUAAAUUAUUUUUAAAAACUCAACAAUUUGUCAUCUGUUAAUUAGUAGGAGUUUAAAGCUUUUGAUUAGGAUAUUAUAAAUUAUAUGAUAAUUAAAAGGAUUGCUGGGCAUAGCAAUUGGAAAAUGUUAUUCCUGACAUAAAGUCCACAAAAAAAAAUUGACUUAGCUGAGUAGAAUGUGUUUUUUUUCUUUAGGACAAUAGCUCAUAUGCAUAUAAAAAUAGUUUAAAUAGGGUGAAUUCAGCUAACAUGGGCCAGUUUUUGGUAAAUUACCAUUAAAUAUGCCAUGCACUAAUGAUACUUUUAUAUAUGGGAACAGGCCUCUUGUGUAUUUAUGUGUUAAAAAAUAAGCAAAAAUAUAUAUUUUUUUAAUUUUUUUUUUUUCAGUUAUGUUGAGAUGCCCACUUUUGAGCGACACCACAGUGUUCAGGUAAAAUUUGCCAGUGGGGAUUUUAUAUGAAUUCUUUGUUAAUUUAACAGCAAAUUGAAACUAUUUUCUCUAAUAUGCUGUAGUAACAACACUGUUAGUGUGAAACAUUCAAUGUAUGAAGAAAUAUUUCAUCAAAAACAGAUUUUAAAGUAAGCUGAUCAUGUUGAACAUGUUUCUGCAUGUUGAUGUCUAUAUUUCAGUUGUAUGUGUUGAUAGUGCAUUUUCUUUAAAUUUCAACUCUUUUGAGAAAAAAGGAAAAUUGCCAAAGAUGACAAUUUUGUCACUAAUGCAACUUUAAAAAUAAGAUUUGAAAUGCUCCAAGUUUUUGCUAAAAAAUUAAACAUUUGGUGUUUGUCCUCUUUUAUCAUCUCAGGGCAUUUAUUGAUAUUACCCCUCACCUUGUCGCUCCUGUUGUGGUUGUAUUUUAAUCGUCUUUCCUCUUCCUUUUGUUUGUCUUUUUUUUCCCCCUCAUGUUCCCAAUGGUGUCUGUUCUUGUGCUCUACUGUCUGCUAAACAUUGAAGGAUUAUUAGAGUUUUGCAAUACCACAUAUUUAGACAUACAGAAUUGUUCUUCACUCUAAAUUUCUUUUUAAAACCCACGUAAAAGAGUGUGUUUAUGUGGCCCACUUGAC
Messenger RNA from Cheilinus undulatus (humphead wrasse), 2566 nucleotides. RefSeq names its product ankyrin repeat and SOCS box containing 5a (gene asb5a). The record is from RefSeq and is a predicted model, not a curated record. Lineage: Eukaryota; Metazoa; Chordata; Actinopteri; Labriformes; Labridae. The transcript has 7 exons. Gene Ontology annotation, biological process: intracellular signal transduction; positive regulation of protein catabolic process; protein ubiquitination. Gene Ontology annotation, molecular function: protein binding. The coding region runs from base 224 to 1096 and encodes 290 amino acids.